Messenger RNA from Dunckerocampus dactyliophorus (ringed pipefish), 5160 nucleotides. RefSeq names its product heat shock protein 90, beta (grp94), member 1 (gene hsp90b1). The transcript is spliced from 28 exons. Gene Ontology annotation, molecular function: ATP hydrolysis activity; ATP-dependent protein folding chaperone; ATP binding. Gene Ontology annotation, biological process: protein folding. The coding region runs from base 134 to 3778 and encodes 1214 amino acids. The record is from RefSeq and is a predicted model, not a curated record. Lineage: Eukaryota; Metazoa; Chordata; Actinopteri; Syngnathiformes; Syngnathidae.
UAGAGUGGGGUUGCCUCACUGAGAGUGGUUCAUUGUAGUCUCUCUAGCGGAAAGACAGUGCGAACGUGCACCGAGUUACCUUUUUGCCUCUGAGGUGUUUCACACUCACAAUCCAGCUAAAAAAAAUAUCAGAAUGAAGCGGAUGUGGGCUUUAGGUCUGCUAGUCGCGCUGUUGGCCUUCGCUGCAGUGAAAGCUGAGGAUGAACUUGACGUGGACGGCACAGUGGAAGAGGACCUGGGCAAAAGCCGGGAUGGCUCAAAGACAGACGAUGAGGUGGUUCAAAGAGAGGAGGAAGCUAUCCAGCUGGAUGGACUGAACGCAGCCCAGAUUAAGGAACUCAGGGAGAAGUCAGAGAAACAUGCCUUUCAAGCUGAAGUCAAUCGCAUGAUGAAGCUGAUCAUUAACUCUCUGUAUAAGAAUAAGGAGAUCUUCCUCAGGGAGCUGAUCUCCAACGCAUCUGAUGCCCUGGAUAAGAUCCGCCUGUUGUCGCUCACCAAUGAAGAUGCAAUGGCCUCCAAUGAGGAGCUGACCAUCAAAAUCAAAUCCGACAAGGAGAAGAACAUGCUCCACAUCACAGACACGGGCAUUGGCAUGACCAAAGACGAGCUGGUGAGGAACUUGGGCACCAUCGCCAAGUCAGGCACCAGCGAGUUCCUGAACAAAAUGACAGAGAUGCAGUCGGAGGAUCAGUCCACCUCGGAGCUGAUCGGGCAGUUUGGCGUGGGCUUCUACUCUGCCUUCUUGGUGGCAGACAAGGUCAUCGUGACAUCCAAACACAACAACGGUACCCAGCACAUCUGGGAGUCAGACUCCAACCAGUUCUCCGUCAUCGAGGACCCCCGCGGGGAUACACUGGGCAGGGGGACCACCAUUACACUGGUGAUGAAAGAGGAGGCUUCAGACUACUUGGAGCUGGAGACCAUCAAGAACCUCGUGAAGAAGUACUCGCAGUUCAUCAACUUCCCCAUCUAUGUUUGGGCCAGCAAGACUGAGACUGUAGAGGAGCCUAUUGAGGAGGAUGCUGAGGCAACAGAGGAACCAGAGAAAGAGGCGUCAGAAGAUGAGGCUGAAGUGGAAGAGGAGGAAGAAGAGGACAAAGACAAGCCCAAGACCAAAAAGGUUGAGAAGACUGUGUGGGACUGGGAGCUGAUGAACGAUAUCAAGCCCAUCUGGCAGAGACCAGCUAAGGAGGUUGAGGAGGAUGAGUACAAGGCUUUCUAUAAGACCUUCUCCAAGGAUAAUGACGACCCUCUGGCUCACAUCCAUUUCACUGCCGAGGGCGAGGUCACCUUCAAGUCCAUCCUGUUCGUGCCCACGUCUGCUCCCCGUGGACUCUUCGACGAGUACGGCUCCAAGAAGAACGACUACAUCAAGCUCUUUGUCAGAAGAGUUUUCAUCACAGAUGACUUUAACGACAUGAUGCCCAAGUAUCUCAACUUUGUCAAGGGAGUGGUUGAUUCUGAUGAUCUUCCCCUGAAUGUGUCCAGAGAGACUCUACAGCAGCACAAACUGCUCAAGGUUAUCCGUAAGAAGCUGGUGCGCAAGACAUUGGACAUGAUCAAGAAGAUCGCAGAGGAGCAGUACAACGACAAGUUCUGGAAGGAGUUUGGCACCAAUAUCAAGCUGGGUGUCAUUGAGGACCAUUCCAACAGGACCCGCCUGGCUAAGCUGCUCCGCUUCCAGACCUCCAACAGCGACACGGUGCUGGCCAGUCUGGAGCAGUACGUAGAGCGCAUGAAGGAGAAGCAGGACAAGAUCUACUUCAUGGCCGGCACAAACAGGAAGGAGGCUGAGGCGUCUCCCUUUGUUGAGAGGCUGCUGAAGAAAGGCUAUGAGGUGAUCUAUCUGACAGAGCCAGUGGAUGAGUACUGCAUCCAGGCUCUACCGGAGUUUGACGGCAAGCGCUUCCAGAACGUGGCCAAAGAGGGCGUCAAGUUCGAUGAGAGUGACAAAGCCAAAGAGAAGCGUGAGGCUCAGGAGAAGGAAUAUGAGCCUCUCACCACAUGGCUCAAGGACAAGGCGCUCAAGGACAAGAUUGAGAAGGCCGUGCUCUCUCAGAGGCUCACAAACUCUCCAUGCGCCCUGGUAGCCAGUCAAUACGGUUGGUCAGGGAACAUGGAGCGGAUCAUGAAGGCACAGGCUUACCAGACAGGAAAAGAUAUAUCCACAAACUACUAUGCCAGCCAGAAGAAAACAUUAGAAAUCAACCCGAAACACCCGCUCAUCAAGCAGAUGCUCAAACAAAUCAAUGAUGACCCUGAGGACCAGACGGCGUCCGACCUCGCCACUGUCCUCUUUGAGACGGCCACCCUACGUUCGGGCUACCAGCUGGCCGACACCAAAGCAUACGGAGACAGGAUAGAACGCAUGCUGCGACUCAGCAUGAACAUCCCUCUGGAUGAGAAGGUUGAAGAAGAACCAGAGGAGGAACCUGAAGAGCCAGCAGACGACGAUGAUGCUGAGGAGACAGAUGAAGCUGAGGGAGAUGAAGUUGAUGAGGCUGAAGAGGAAGAAACGGUAAGAACCUUUUUUCUUGCAUGCUACGACUUGAUCACAGGAAUGAGUAUAGAAAUCCCCGAGGGACUGACGGAGCUGUUGCAGAGCUUUACCGUGGAAGUGCUGAGGAACCAGCCCGGAGACCUGCUCGAGUUUGCCCUGCAGUACUUCACCCGACUCAAGGACAGGGAGAGCACCGGGGCCUCGUUCGGUAAUGAGCCACACUCCAACGCCAGAGCCGGGAAAGCGGUCAAUUUCCUCGACGAGGCCAUGCAGAUCGACUCGGAGAACGGCGAGGAGGACGACGAUGACGACGACGAGGAUUUUGAAGCACCAGUAAUAAAUAGAUUCAUCAGGAGAGCAUCCGUGUGUGCUGAAGCCUUCAACCCUGAUGAAGAUGAGGAGGAUAAAGAGCCAAGGGUCACCUACCCCAAAACAGAUGAGCAGAGGCAGAGACUACAGGAAGCAUGCAGGGACAUUCUUCUAUUCAAGAAUUUGGAUCCUGAAGAGAUGUCUCAAGUGUUGGAUGCCAUGUUUGAGAAGUUCUGCACAGAAGGAGAACACAUCAUUGACCAAGAUGAUGAUGGGGACAACUUCUAUGUUAUUGAAAGGGGGACCUUCAGCAUUUUCGUGAACGUGGACGGCGCAGAGAAGCUGGUGGGCUGCUACGACAACCGAGGCAGCUUUGGGGAAUUGGCGCUGAUGUACAACACUCCCAGGGCUGCUACCAUCAUCGCCACCUUGCCUGGAGCCCUAUGGUGCCUCGAUCGUCUGACGUUCAGGAGGAUCAUCGUGAAAAACAACGCCAAGAAGAGGAAGCUGUACGAGGCGUUCAUUGAAACACUACCCUUGCUUACAUCGCUGGAGCUCUCAGAGAGGAUGAAGGUAGUGGAUGUCAUAUCCACCAAAGUCUACUAUGACUCGCAGCAGAUUAUUGCACAGGGAGAAUUGGCAGAUUGUUUCUACAUUGUUGAGUCUGGCCAAGUUAGGAUCACCAUAAAGAGGAGCAGGACGAAAAAUGACCAGGAUGAAGAGGAAGUGGAAAUCGCUACAUGUUCCAGAGGCCAGUAUUUCGGGGAACUGGCGCUUGUCACGAAUAAGCCCAGAGCUGCUUCCGCUUACGCUGUGGGGAGUGUCAAAUGCUUGGUGAUGGAUGUUCAAGCCUUUGAGCGGCUGCUGGGCCCAUGCAUGGACAUCAUGAAAAGGAACAUUGCAAACUAUGAGGAGCAACUGCUGACCCUGUUUGGAAGUAGCACUGAGAUUGAGCAGCAAUGUGCAUGAAGAUGGACCACCGGUUGAUGGAUAAAACCUGAAGGCUUGUUGUCUCCCCCCUCCUACCCCAUAGCCAUUUAAAACAGCUUUUCUUACAAAAUGAUCAUGAUGAGACUUAACAGUUUGCCGCAGAGUGUUUGAAGUGAAGUAACAUACGCCAAAGUUGCUUGAAGCUUAUUUUCCAUUAGCAUCCUCUCACUUGCGUGUGCCCACGUGUAGCCAUUUGUUUGUGUAUUGAACACACGCCCCAGCGCUGAGGUAAAAUACUGGACGUGAGGGACUUUUUCUCGAUUUCUGUGUUUGAAGAACAUCCAUCAUACUGUUGUUGUCACACAGAAUGUAGACAUGCAGGUACCGCAACAUUUUUACACCGUACAUUUCUGUGUUAAACGUGCGUGUGGCUGUUUGCCUACUACUAUGGUUUUUGCAAAAACUUCAGCCAGAUAGCGGAUAGUUUUUAAGACCAUACAAACAGUGUUGUACAAUUUGAAAGUCAGUAUUUAGGAUCAGCUUCGAGUCAUUAAGUUGCCCCACUAUGGUCAUUAUAAGCGACGUACGAGGUGUGUCAGAAAAGUUCCAGGACCUGUGUCACAAAACAUCCACACAACAAACUACAAGUUUUCCCAUUCGAAGUAAUCCUUCUGGAGUCUAACACAGUUUGCCAGCCUUUUUUAUGCCACUUUUCAUACACUACUGGAAGGAUUCUUCCGGGAUCCGCAACAUGGCUAUUUUGAUGUCUUCAAAACGGGUCCCCUUGAGCUUAGAAAAGAGGAAAGAAAAUCACAGGGAGGCAGGUUGGGUGUAGGGACAUUGCUGCAGCUCGUUGAUGUUCUUCUCGACCAGGAACGGUCGUAUGCAAAGGGCAUUGUGAGAAGGUGUGUUGUCAUUCUCUGCGGAAAAUGUCUCUUCUCGCGCAUUCAACCAAGCAAACGCUGCAGGAUAUCUUUGUAGACAUGCUGGUUGAUUGUUUGGCCCCUCUGGCGAGCACUCACAGUGGACGAUGCCCCUCACAUUGACAAAUGCCAUCAACAUCAACAGUCUUGGAACUUUUCUAACACAUGGUGAUAUUUCAUGAAUUUAUGUGUAAAAUAAAAGCAUUUUGUGUCACUGAAGCGUAUUUAAUGAUUAUGGCAUCUACCUCUACCAACUGUUUUUUGGGAAUAAUGUUGAUUUUCAAGAGGAAACUACAGUGAAAUCCAAUGAAUGAAUAAUAGGUCCGUGUGGUUUAAUGCAACAAAAGAAAUCUUCAAUCCAAUUUGAGAAAAUCAUCAUUUUACACUCCCUUGUGCAGGUAGCUCUGGUAGUUUUUUUUUUUUUUUUUUAAGGCAAACUCAUUAUACUAGUCCAUAGUAAGUUGCUGUCUGUUUUCAUGUCAAUAAAAAAACACUUUU